This is a messenger RNA of Plectropomus leopardus (leopard coralgrouper), 10907 nucleotides long. NCBI's taxonomy places the organism in Eukaryota, Metazoa, Chordata, Actinopteri, Perciformes, Serranidae. The record is from RefSeq and is a predicted model, not a curated record.
ACAGGGUCGACUCGAGGAUCAUGAGAACAGCCAGGAUGUUACUUGAAUGGGUGAUACCGUGGCUUACCCUCUACCUUGGACUAUCUGCAGCCAACAUGGUCAUGGUUCAGACGAUGACCAAAAUUCCAGUAAUUACAGAAGUGGGACCCGCUCACAACGACCAGAUCUGCAGUACAUGGGGAAACUAUCACUUUAAGACUUUCGAUGGAGAUUUUUUCCAGCUGCCCUUCACUUGCAACUACAUCUUUGUAACUGAGUGUGGGGAAAGCUAUGAUAAUUUCAACAUUCAGUUUCAGCGGCAGGAGAUGGAUGGGCUUGUCACCAUUAAGACGAUCACCAUGACACUGGAGGGGGCUGUUGUGGAAUUAACCAAAACUUCCAUCAAAUUCAAUGAUGAAGUUGUCACUAUACCAUUCAGUAAGGCUAGUGUUUCAAUUGAAAGGACCGUCUCCUAUGUCAAAAUCGAGGCAAAGCUGGGUUUGGUUGUUAUGUGGAAUGAAAAUGACGCUCUCUGGGUUGAGCUGGAUGCAAAAUUCAAGAAUCAGACCUGUGGCCUGUGUGGUGACUACAACGGAGUCCAGGUUUAUGAUGAGUUCAUCAAAAAAGAAACAGGUGAGACGAUAACUCUUGAACAUUAUGGGGAGCUCUGGAAAGAUAACAGACCUACCGAAGAGUGUGAAGGAUUAAACCCUCCAGACAUGCCGACCUGUGCAGAUCAAAAAGACCUCUGUGCAAAUCUGCUGUCCGGACCUGCAUUCCUCAGCUGUCAAAACCUGAUUGAUACUGACUCCUUCAUCAAAGCCUGUAUGCAGGACCUGUGCCGCUGUAACAGCAGUACUUCAUGCUUGUGUUCAACUAUGUCCGAGUACUCCCGUCAGUGCGCUCAUGCAGGCGGGGAACCACAGCAAUGGAAGACUGCACAGCUGUGUGCAAAAACAUGCCCUUUCAACAUGGUGUAUAAAGAAUGCAGCAGUCCUUGUACUGACACUUGCAGCAAUCCCCAGAGAAGUCAAAUGUGUGACGAUCACUGCAUAGAUGGAUGCUUCUGUCCACCUGGGACUGUCUUUGACGACAUAACACAAACUGGGUGUGUUCCCGUCCACGCUUGCGCCUGCUUACACAAUGGCAGACCAUACAACCCAGGGGACUCAUACUCAAGGGCGUGUCAAAAUUGCACCUGUUCCCAGGGACAGUGGCACUGUAAGGAUAUGGACUGUCCUGGUAUCUGCUCCCUGCUGGGUGGUUCCCACAUCUCCACCUAUGAUGACAAAUAUUAUACUUUUCUUGGAGAAUGCUCUUAUGUUCUUUCUAAGCAAACUAAUGGGACGUUCAGUGUCCUUGCUGACCUGGCCAAAUGUAAAAAGUCAGAAAAAUCAACUUGCCUGUCUGCAGUCACUGUACUAUUGCCUCAACACAAGAUGAUUGUGGUUGAAGCCAGCGGACAUGUUUUGUAUAACAAAGUGAUGACUCAGCUGCCUCUUUUCAUGAAUGACAUAACAAUCUUCAGCCCAUCGACAUUCUUCAUUGUGGUCCACACCAACUAUGGGAUUCAUCUUGAGAUUCAGCUUUCACCCAUUAUGCAGGUCUACAUCAAAGCAUGUGUUUCCCAUAAGGGAAAACUCAAGGGUCUUUGUGGAGAUUUUAAUGAUGUGGAAGCUGAUGACUUCAGAGGUCAAAAUGGAUUGACUGAGGGAACAGCUGGGACAUUUGUCAACACAUGGAAGACCAAAGCAACCUGCAAUAAUGUGAUAAACUCACAUAGGGACCCCUGCACUUUCAACAUAGUCAAGGAGAGAUAUGCUAAACACUGGUGCAGCCUGCUAACAGCCCCUAAAGGGAUUUUUGCAAAGUGCCACUCUGAAAUAAACCCAGAAGACUAUGAAGCGGCGUGUAUUUAUGACACUUGCGCUUGUGAAAACAGUGAGGAGUGCAUGUGUGCUGCCUUAUCCUCCUACGUCCAUGCAUGUGCUGCUGUAGGUGUCUUGUUGAACGGAUGGAGGGACACUACAUGCCAGAAAUACAAAACUGGCUGCCCUGAGACUUUUGUUUAUGGCUACCAAAUGACAAGCUGCGGUCGCACCUGCCAGUCUCUCAGUCAGUCAGACUCAACCUGCGAGGUUGAUUUUACCCCGCUGGAUGGCUGCGGCUGUGCUGAGGGAACUUACCUGAAUGAGAAGGGAAAGUGUGUGCAAGCCUCUGAGUGCCCCUGUCAUGUGGGAGAAAUGCUGGUACACAAUAGUCAGACCAUCAGAGUCCUUGGAAGAACUUGCUCCUGCCAUAAUGGAAAUCUAAAAUGCUCAGGAGGCCAAAUAAGUAAAUUAUGCACAGAGCCAAUGGUUUUCCUCAACUGCUCAAAUGCAAAGCCAGGUGACAGGGGAUCUGAGUGCCAAAAAAGCUGUCAGACACUGGACGCAGAAUGUAUCAGUACACGGUGUGUGCCAGGCUGUGUAUGUCCUGCUGGCUCUGUUUCUGAUGAUAAAGGCGGCUGUAUUAAGGAGGAGGAAUGUCCAUGUACAUAUAACGGAGAAUCCUACAAUUCUGGACAGACUGUCACUGUGGAUUGCAAUACCUGCACUUGCAAAAAGAGAAAAUGGAAAUGUACAGAAAAUGAGUGUGAUGGAACCUGCACCAUAUAUGGAGAAGGGCAUUACAUCACUUAUGAUGAAAAGAGAUUCUCCUUUAAUGGAGAUUGUGGCUAUGUCUUCACCCAGGAUUACUGUGGGGACAAUAUGAAUGGCACUUUCAUGGUCCUGACUGAGAGCAUCCAAUGUGGAACAAGUGAAAGCAUCUGCUCCACUGCCAUCAAAAUCUACUUAGGGAACAACGAAAUUGUUCUUUCAGAGGAAAAUGUCAGAGUUAUCAAACAAAGCAAAGGGGUGGACAUACCAUAUCACAUCCAGCCUAUGGGCAUAUAUCUUGUCAUAGAGGCAAACAAUGGACUUGUUCUCAUAUGGAAUAAGAAGACAACACUUAUGAUCCAGCUCAAGUCCACAUUUAAGGGAAAAGUCUGUGGUCUGUGUGGGAAUUACGAUGGAAAUGUGAAGAACGAUUUCACCACUAGGAACAAACAAGUUGUGGUAGAAGCCAUUGAGUUUGGAAACAGCUGGAAAGUGACACCCACCUGCCCUGAUGCAAGCAUACUAAAAAAUCCCUGCAGUCUGUACUCAUUCAGGCAGGCAUGGGCAUUAAAACACUGCAGCAUUAUCAACGACAAAGUAUUUGCUAGUUGCCAUUCAAGGGUGGAUCCACAACACUAUUACGAUGCCUGUGUAAGAGACACGUGUUCCUGCAACACAGGAGGAGACUGUGAAUGUUUCUGCUCCUCUGUAGCAGCCUACGCAGCAGCCUGCAAUAAGGCUGGAGCCUGCGUGAAAUGGAGAACUCCCACAAUCUGUCCUCUGUUCUGUGAUUUUUACAAUCCUGAUGGAGAGUGUGAAUGGCACUAUGAGCCUUGUGGAAAACCAUGCAUGAAGACAUGUAGGAAUCCCUCGGGAGUGUGCUACAAUCAUAUUCCACCAUUAGAAGGCUGUUAUCCAAGCUGUCCGCCUGAACGAGCUUAUUUGGAAGAAAUUACCAUGAAGUGCGUAUCAAAGGAGGAAUGCGGGUGCUAUGAUGAUGAAGGGAAGCAUUAUAAAGAAGGGGAGCCCAUGCCUUCAAAGGAAAACUGUUACAACUGUUAUUGUUCUUCAGCAAAGAGCAAGUGCAGCAAUAGCACCCAAGCUUGCACUUGUAUAUAUAAGGGACGUGUAUACAAGUAUGGAGAUAAAAUCUAUGACACACACGAUGGCGAUGGAACCUGUAUCAAAGCUUUUUGUGGAGAAAAUGGAAUUAUACAAAGAAUCGUUGAGCCUUGCUCUACAACCACACCCACCCAGGCACCAACAACAACAACAACAGCCUUUUAUUUUGAAACCACAGUCACAACAACCGAAAUAAAUCCCAUCACGACUACUGAGGCUGUGACAACGAUUCAGACCUUCUCAACACCAAAACUUUCCACAAGAUCUACGUCAACAGCGGUACAAUCCUCUUCAUUACCUCCAUCCUCAACCAUCAACCCGCCAUCCAGCACAAUCAAAACAACAACUGCUGGCUGCUAUGUUUGUAAGUGGUCAGAUUGGACAGACAGUGAUUACCCUGACUAUAAACCAAAUGGUGGCGAUUAUGAAACCAUUGAAAAAAUUACUGAUUUGGAUUUGAAUGAUUGUAGCGACUCUCUUGAAAUAGAAUGUAGAGCAAAACAAUACCCUGACAUACCCUUAAGUAAGUUAGGUCAACAAGUAACAUGCAACCCAACAGAUGGACUGAUCUGUCUUAACAAGGACCAAACAUCCAUUCCUCCUAUAUGUUUUAACUAUGAAAUACGAGUGAAAUGUUGCAUUAACAUCUGUAAGACAACCACCACCAUAUUACAACAACAACAACAACACCACCAACAGGACCUCAGGAACAGAAUACAAUCACCACCACAAUCACAGAAAAAACCCAAAACAAUCACAAUCACUGAAAAACCCACCACAACAAUCACAAUCACUGAAAAACCCACUCCAACGCCCACUGGCUGCUAUGUUUGUAAGUGGUCAGAUUGGACAGACAGUGAUUACCCUGACUAUAAACCAAAUGGUGGCGAUUAUGAAACCAUUAAAAAAAUUACUGAUUUGGAUUUGAAUGAUUGUAGCGACUCUCUUGAAAUAGAAUGUAGAGCAAAACAAUACCCUGACAUACCCUUAAGUAAGUUAGGUCAACAAGUAACAUGCAACCCAACAGAUGGACUGAUCUGUCGUAACAAGGACCAAACAUCCAUUCCUCCUAUAUGUUUUAACUAUAAAAUACGAGUGAAAUGUUGCAUUAACAUCUGUAAGACAACCACAUUGACAGAAAAACCCACCACAAGAACCACAUUGACAGAAAAGCCCACCACAACAAUCACAAUCACUGAAAAACCCACCACAACAAUCACAAUCACUGAAAAACCCACUCCAACGCCCACUGGCUGCUAUGUUUGUAAGUGGACCGAAAAACCCACCACAACCACAGAAAAAUCCACUACAACAACCACGGUCACAGGAAAACCCACUACAACAGCCACAGUCACAGAAAAACCCACCACUACAGCCACAGUCACAGAAAAACCCACCACAACAAUCACAAUCACUGAAAAACCCACCACAACAAUCACAAUCACUGAAAAACCCACUCCAACACCCACUGGCUGCUAUGUUUGUAAGUGGUCAGAUUGGACAGACAGUGAUUACCCUGACUAUGAACCAAAUGGUGGCGAUUAUGAAACCAUUAAAAAAAUUACUGAUUUGGAUUUGAAUGAUUGUAGCGACUCUCUUGAAAUAGAAUGUAGAGCAAAACAAUACCCUGACAUACCCUUAAGUAAGUUAGGUCAACAAGUAACAUGCAACCCAACAGAUGGACUGAUCUGUCGUAACAAGGACCAAACAUCCAUUCCUCCUAUAUGUCUUAACUAUGAAAUACGAGUGAAAUGUUGCAUUAACAUCUGUAAGACAACCACAACCACAGAAAAACCCACCACAAGAACCACAUUGACAGAAAAGCCCACCACAACCACAGAAAGAGCCACAUCCACAGUCACUGAAAAACCCACCACAACAACCACAGUCACUGAAAAACCCACCACAACAACCACAGUCACAGAAAUACCCACCCCAACAGCCACAGUCACAGAAAAACCCACCACAACAACCACAUUCACUGAAAAACCCACCACAACAACCACAGUCACAGAAAUACCCACCCACAACAAUAAACCCACUCCAACGCCCACUGGCUGCUAUGUUUGUAAGUGGUCAGAUUGGACAGACAGUGAUUACCCUGACUAUAAACCAAAUGGUGGCGAUUAUGAAACCAUUAAAAAAAUUACUGAUUUGGAUUUGAAUGAUUGUAGCGACUCUCUUGAAAUAGAAUGUAGAGCAAAACAAUACCCUGACAUACCCUUAAGUAAGUUAGGUCAACAAGUAACAUGCAACCCAACAGAUGGACUGAUCUGUCGUAACAAGGACCAAACAUCCAUUCCUCCUAUAUGUUUUUUAAACUAUGAAAUACGAGUGAAAUGUUGCAUUAACAUCUGUAAGACAACCACAACCACAGAAAAACCCACCACAAGAACCACAUUGACAGAAAAGCCCACCACAACCACAGAAAGAGCCACAUCCACAGUCACUGAAAAACCCACCACAACAACCACAGUCACAGAAAUACAACACCCCAACAAACCCACUCCAACACCCACUGGCUGCUAUGUUUGUAAGUGGUCAGAUUGGACAGACAGUGAUUACCCUGACUAUGAACCAAAUGGUGGUGAUUAUGAAACAAUUGAAAAAAUUACUGAUUUGGAUUUGAAUGAUUGUAGCGACUCUCUUGAAAUAGAAUGUAGAGCAAAACAAUACCCUGACAUACCCUUAAGUAAGUUAGGUCAACAAGUAACAUGCAACCCAACAGAUGGACUGAUCUUCACUGAAAAACCCACUACAACAACCACAGUCACAGAAAUACCCACCCCAACAGCCACAGUCACAAAAAAAACCCACCACAACAACCACAUUCACAGAAAAACCUACCAUAACCACGGAAAAGCCCACCACAACCACAAAUGUAGAGCAAAACAAUACCCUGACAUACCCUUAAGUAAGUUAGGUCAACAAGUAACAUGCAACCCAACAGAUGGACUGAUCUGUCAUAACAAGGACCAAACAUCCAUUCCUCCUAUAUGUUUUAACUAUGAAAUACGAGUGAAAUGUUGCAAAAACAUCUGUAAGACAACCACAACCACAAAAAAACCCACCACAACCGCAGAAAAACCAACCACAACCACAGUGACAGAAAAACCCACCACAACAACCACAGUCACAGAAAAACCUACCAUAACCACGGAAAAGCCCACCACAACCACAGUUACAGAAAAGCCCACCCCAACAACCACAGUCACAGAAAAACCCACCACAACCACAGAAAAACCCACUACAACAACCACUGUCACAGAAAAACCCACCACAACAACAAUCACAGAAAAACCCACCACAACAAUUACAGAAAAGCCCACCCCGACAGCCACAGUGACAGAAAAACCCACAACAACCACAGAAAAGCCCCUGACUACUGCUGUUACAGCAUCUAUAAAAACAACCCCUGGAGUUAUUACAAAUCCAUUAGUUACAACAACAACAGCAAAACCACCAACAGGACCUCAGGAACAGAAUACAACCACCACCAUAGUCACAGAAAAACCCACCACCACCACAGUCACAGAAAAACCCACCACAACCACAGAAAAAUCCACUACAACAACCACGGUCACAGGAAAACCCACUACAACAACCACAAUCACAGAAAAACCUACCACAACCAUGGAAAAGCCCACCACUACUACAGUUACAGAAAAGCCCACCCCAACAGCCACGGUCACACAACUACCCACAACAACAUUAACAGAAAAACCAACUACCACCACCACAGUCACAGAAAAACCCACCACAACAACCAAAACUACUGAAGAACCCACCACAACCACAGUAACAGAAAACCCCACCACAACCACAGAAAAACCCACCACAACAACCAAAACUACUGAAGAACCCACUACAACCACAGUCACAGAAGAACCCACCACAACAACCAUAGUCACAGAAAAUCCCACCACAACCACAGAAAAACCUGCCACGGCAACAGAAAAGGAAAGUACUACUGCUGCCACAACUGAGGAACCCACUACCCAAGCAACAACCACAGAAAAACCCUCCACAUCAACUCUCCAGUUCUCAACAGCAGGCAGAACAACUUUAUGUCACUGCAAAUACAUGGAUCAGCCUUUCUCCCCUGGUAGCAUUAUAUAUAAUUCAACUGAUGAAGAAGGCUGGUGUUACACUGCAUAUUGCAAUUUUACAUGCAGUAUUGUGAAGGCUGCUGGACCAUGUGGCUCUACUACUCCACCAACUCCAACAAUUCCACCAACUACAACAGCUCCAACUACCAGUACUGUCACAGUGUCCACAGUGAAGCCGCCCAAAAACUGCUCAUAUCUUGUGCCACCAAGAGAGCACGGUAAGACCUGGAGUACAAAUAACUGCACCACAGAAACAUGUGAGGAUGGAAAAGUAAUAACAGAGCAUGUCCCAUGUAAAGAAGUUACCAUUCCUGUAUGUGAAAAUGAGCACCCACCAAUCAGGGUUUAUGAUGAAGGAGGCUGCUGUUUUCACUAUGAGUGUAGAUGUAUUUGCAGUGGCUGGGGAGAUCCUCACUAUGUGACAUUUGAUGGCCAGUAUUACAGCUUCCAGAAAAACUGCACAUAUGUCCUGGUCAAAGAAAUCUCUCCUCGGCACAAUUUUAAGAUUCAUAUCGACAACGAAAACUGUGAUUUCACUGGAACUGUGACCUGUGCUAAAUCCUUGAUCGUGUAUUACAAAAACUAUGAAAUUAUUCUUACACAGGAUAGAAUCCCAAAGACAGUGAACACGGUGUACAUCAAUGGCAAGCGGGUAGUCCCAACCUACAGUAAUGAUGACUUCAUCAUAACAAGUACUGCAAUUGAGCUGCUUCUGAAAAUCCCGGAAAUUGAAGCAGUUGUGAUGUUCAAAGGGCUUUUCUUCAUGGUUGACUUGCCGUUUUCCCUUUUCCACCACAACACAGAAGGACAGUGUGGUACAUGUGACAAUAAUAAGAAAAAUGACUGCAGAUUGCCAAAUGGCCAGAUUAGUCCUGCAUGCUCCGGGAUGGGAGAGUGGCAUAUACCAGAUAAGAACAAGCCAUACUGUGAGCCUCCUACACCUGCACCAACACCGACACCGACACCACCACCUACACCACCACCCUGCAAACCUGAAAACUGUGAAAUUCUGAAGAGCAAAGUGUUUGAGAAAUGCCACAAAGUUAUUUCACCAGAACCAUAUUAUGAGGCCUGCAAAUUUGAUGUUUGCCACAUGGAAAAUUCCACUUUUGGUUGUCCCAGUAUGGAGGCGUAUGCCAUGAUGUGCGCUGAUGCGUCUAUCUGCAUAUCCUGGAGGAAUGCUACAAAUGGACAAUGUGAAUACACAUGUCCAGGAAAUAAGAUCUACAAGGCUUGCGGGCCAACUAUUGUGCCAACUUGCAAUGCAAGAUACAAUGAGAGGUAUGCACAACAAUGCCAGGGAAAAAAUGGCGACCUUAGCCAAGCUUGCAGUGGCGUCAUGGAGGGAUGUUUCUGCCCAGAGGGGACGAUUCUGUACAGUUCAAACUCUGACACCUGUGUCUCCUCCUGUUGCACUGGACCUGAUGGACAACCUAAACAGCUUGGUGAUAGUUGGCAGAUUGGCUGUCAGCAGUGUGUUUGUGAUGAGGACACAAUGAGCGUUAAGUGUGAGCCUGUCGCAUGUCCCACUCAAAAACCAAUACGCUGUAAUGAGGAAGGUGAGGUAUUGGCGACACGCACAGUGGACUGCUGUGAGAGACAGAUCUGUGAAUGUGACAAGAGACGCUGCUUGUUGCCAAAACAGAAGUGCAAACUGGGAUUUGAGUUGGAGAUCCACAUCUCAAAUGACUCCUGCUGCCCAUCUUCCCGCUGUGUACCCAAAGGCGUCUGUGUCUUCAAUAAUACUGAGUACCAGCCUGGUAUGGAGUUCCCCAAAGGCCCAUGUGAAUCAUGCUCCUGUACUGAAAAUCAGAAUUCCAGCACCAAGUUGAACACCAUGGAAUGUUUGGUGGUACUGUGCAAAACAUAUUGCCCCAAGGGCUAUGUGUAUGUAGACCAACCUGGACACUGUUGUGGAGAUUGCCAAAAGAUAAGCUGUGUCAUGGAGUACCCAGGCCUCCCGUCUCAGAUAGAGAUUAAACCUUCUGAGUCUUGGUCUCCACCACAUGACAACUGUACAAAGUAUGAGUGCCACAAGGUGAAGGAUGAAUUCAUAACCACUGAAAGACAAAUAGUGUGUCCUCCAUUUAAUCAAGAGAACUGCGUCCCUGGAACUGAACAAACUGAGAAGAACGGUUGUUGCAAAACUUGUAAACCUAUCAUAGCCCCUUGUGAAAUAACCAAGAACACCACGUACCUGCAGACAAAGAAAUGCAAGUCAGUCAAGCCAGUGGAAAUCACUGCCUGUGCAGGAUUCUGCGGAGCGUCCUCGUCAAUGUACUCUGCAGAGAACAACCGUCUGAUGCACGAAUGCUCCUGCUGUCAAGAGAUGGCGACCAGUAAGAAGGAGGUGGAGAUGAUGUGCGAGGAUGGCAGCAUGAUAAAGCACUCCUACAUUUCAGUUGACAAGUGCGGCUGCCAAGUCGCUGAAUGUGUAGACCAAUAAAGAUUUAGCGAGACAACACUGAAACCUAAUCUUAAGGGAAAUUCUAACUGAUAUACUUCUAUAAACUUUAACAAUUCCUCUCCAACAACUAUUAGAUUCAGGACUCAUUAUGUGAAGAAAACACACAGACCUCCCCAAAUAAUGCCAAAUAUGGGAAAUCUUUUUUAACAGCAGGGAUGUUGUUGUCUGAAAUUUCCUCAGGACACUGUUCCUUUGUACUCGUCAUAAUUUUCUUAUUUAUUAUGAGUGAGGUGGGUCCACAUAGCGCUCUGUGAUGACAGCACAUAUUUGUGUCCUGGUGUCUCUUUUAGCUUUGGAUGAGGUUUUUCCUUCAUACAAACUAUACGCGGUGGUGUUUUCAGUCUUACAGGGUGUUUUUUCCUACUGUUUCUGUAAAUGACUCAAGAAAUAAUAGUCACAAAAAUGGCCUCAGGUAUUACAACACAUCAGAGCCAUAUUUUCAGUCUCUUGGGCAAAGAGAUUAUGUUUGUGGUGGAAUGCAAAGAUUAACAACAUGUAUUUGAAUUUCAAACAGCACCGUCCACAUACUUGAUCUCGCAACAGUUUAAACUUCAGCAGAUCUGUCAAUAAAACUCUCGAGUUUACUGACAA